Thermochaetoides thermophila DSM 1495 is the source of this 1329-nucleotide messenger RNA. Its product is annotated as aspartic-type endopeptidase-like protein. Gene Ontology annotation, biological process: proteolysis. Lineage: Eukaryota; Fungi; Ascomycota; Sordariomycetes; Sordariales; Chaetomiaceae. The transcript is spliced from 3 exons. The coding region runs from base 1 to 1329 and encodes 442 amino acids. The record is from RefSeq and is a predicted model, not a curated record. Gene Ontology annotation, molecular function: aspartic-type endopeptidase activity.
AUGCGAGCCGAAGAGCACCAAGAUGCCCCAUCCAAUGAAGCCAUUCUCAAGACCCAAAGGAGACUCCGCGAGAAGACCAGCAUCCGUAAGGUGAAGGUAAUCCCGAACCCCAAGUACCAACGCAACGGCACCAAGGCAUACGUUCGGACUUUAGUGCGCUACCAGUUCCAGCCUACCAAGCCAGGUCCAUAUUACAAGUACUUCGACCAGGAGCCCAAGACAGGAAUUCUCGCUGCUCUAUGGAGUGCCCUUUCUUUUGAUAAGAAGGGCGAUAAGAAACCAGGCUAUGUCCCAGCUUCGGACUUCGAGUACGACGCUGCGUAUCUGUGUGAGGUACUCGUCGGUAGCAAUCAGCAGAAGGUCAUGCUGGAUUUUGAUACUGGGUCUUCAGAUCUCUGGGUCAACCCCCGCGCCUUCAACCCCUCCCAGUCCAAGACCUGGACACUCAAACAAGGAAAAUCCUGGACCAUCCAAUACGGUGACGGGAGCCACGCCUCAGGCUUCGUUGGUACAGACAACAUCUCUGUCGGCGGCCUUCUCAUUCGCAACCAAGCCAUAGAGGUUGCCGAGACCCUCUCCCCGGAACUCGCCCAGUCCGGCAUGGACGGCCUGUUAGGUCUCGCCUUCCGCAAGCUCAACUCUGUCUCCAACCACGGCAUGCCCGAUCCGCAGAACACCCCCAUGGAAAACAUGAUGUCGCAGGGGGAUGUGCCCAAGGAUGCGCAGGUUUUUACUUGCGCUUUAUACAGCGUGCGUGAUGGGGAUGACAACAGCGAGAGUAAGGAGUCGUUUUACACGUUCGGCUUUAUCGACAGCGAUUUGGUCAAGAGCUCUGGGCAGGAUAUCACUUGGAUUGAUAUCGAGACGCGUCGCGGGUUCUGGGAAUUCUCUUCCCCCACUGUCAGCAUUAAUGGGCACACUAUUAAACGGUCGAAUAACUAUGCUAUUGCCGACACAGGUACUACCCUGGCACUAAUGAGCGAUGAAGUCUGCGAGGCACUGUAUAAAGCUAUCAAGGGCGCGACCUAUUCAAACAAAUACAUGGGCUGGGUGGUGCCGACAAGCGUGACGCUGGAUGACUUACCCGAGUUCAAGAUUGGCGUGGGGAGAAACGAAUUUGUCAUUCAGAAGGAGGAUUUGCUGUAUGGGCUGGCUGAUGAGAAGCUGUGGUACGGAGGGGUGCAGUCCAGGGGGAAGAACUCGUUCGAUAUUCUGGGGGACACGUUCCUUAAGUCUGUUUAUGCUGGGCAUAAACGCUUUGGCCUGGUGCCUAAGAUUGAGCCGACACAGAACAUCACUCCUCCCCAGCCUGUCCAGAAACGGAAGUAA